UAAACUAUAUUUUAUGCUCUUUUUACAAAACAUAUUAUAGCUUAUUCUCUAGCAAAUGCUGAACUGAAAAAAACUAAGACAGCCGUAAAAAUUUCCAGAAUGACAGCAACAGACGCAAAGCGGGUCUUCGGUUUAUACUUGACACCUUGAAAACUCAAUAAAUGUCGGUUCAUAACUCAGGCUUAUCGGGGAAUUGUGAACGCUUUAUAAGGCAGCUGUGGCACAUCGUCUGCCAACAGUUGGAAGUUAGAAGUUCGUCGUCAUGUCAACUGGGAUCAAAGUAUGGGAGCUAUCGCUAGCGUUGCUGCUGAUGCCAAUGCUGCUGCAGUGCAUACAAGGAGAAAUGGGAGAUCAUAUGCAGCAGCUUUUGCAACUGGACAACAUAAUUACGACCAGGAUCAACACCGUGCUCAAGCAAUAUGAACAAUUGGAAAGUCAAACUGAAAACAAGGAAUUUGUGCAGCAAUAUGAACGCCUGAAAUUGGCAGUGGCUUUGCCCAUUUCGCAUCUAGACGAAAAGAUUAUGAUCUACAACGAGUACCUCGCCUACCACGAGACACUUCAACAGCAACAGAGCUCGGAAGCCUCGAGCCACAAUCAAGAGGCUAUCGUCGUCGAUAAGGAGCAGCGUGCUGCAAUGUACAACGCCUUUCAGAAACGGGUGUUAAAACUAUUAGGGAGACUGGGUGUCUCCGAUUCAUUCACCCAACGCGUCUUCAAAGCCAUCUUCAGCGAUGAGAACCAACUCAGGAAGUUAAAGAAAAUGCUUGACAGCCUGAACGACGACAGCGAUUCAGACUGCUGCCUGUGGGACUUCAUAUUUGGUUUAUUUUAAGUAAGACGAGAAUUAGUUAUCCGAUGUAUUUCUAUUCAACUUCAGUUUGUAUAUUUUAUAAUGAAUGAUUUUACGGCAAUUAAACCCUA
This is a messenger RNA of Drosophila hydei, 924 nucleotides long. RefSeq lists its product as uncharacterized. The record is from RefSeq and is a predicted model, not a curated record. Bases 263 to 835 code for a protein of 190 amino acids. The transcript has a single exon. NCBI's taxonomy places the organism in Eukaryota, Metazoa, Arthropoda, Insecta, Diptera, Drosophilidae.